AUGUUCCACUCGCACUCAAGCUAUACCCCCAAGCGGCCAUCACAACACAAGGCCUCACACCCCACCACCGCCCCACCACCCAUGCCCAGCUUCACCGCCAUCAUCGACGCCGACCACGAUGCCAUCAACGCCGCCGCCGUCCGCCUAGCGCGCCUCCUACGCAGCCCCGCUCCCACCUCCACCACCCCCGAGGACCUGCACGCCAUCCGCCGCCGCCAACUCGCCCUCCUCCACGACGUCACCUGGCGCCUCGUCCGCCACGACCUCUCGGAGGAGCUGGUGAUGCGCCCCGCCUUCAUACGACACAUGGGCCCCAUCGCUGGCCGCGAAGCCGCCGAGCACGAUCGGCAGGACCACGAGAACGCGCGACGCACGCUGCUGGAGCUGUACGCUGCGUUCGAAGCGUGCGCGGUGGGCGACGCGCAGACCGCCGGCGUCCUGACGGAGCGGUACCUGGCGCUGCUGGCGGAGCUGGCGGAGCACAUGAAGAGAGAGAGCGGCGAGGAGAUGCCGGCGCUGGAGGCUGGAUUGGGGAGGGAGGAGAGCGUCGAGUUGGGCCGGAGGUAUAUGGAGACGUUGGUGGUGACGCCGGAGUUGGUGCUGCGGGGGAGGAGGGUGUUCAGGGACGUGGGUGACUUUGUGCACGCGUCCAAGCAGAGUUUGUUGCAGGUGUGGGCGGAGGUGCAGAGGGAGGAGCAGAGGAGGAGGGGUGGGAGGCUGUAA
Cyphellophora europaea CBS 101466 is the source of this 723-nucleotide messenger RNA. RefSeq lists its product as uncharacterized. The coding region runs from base 1 to 723 and encodes 240 amino acids. The record is from RefSeq and is a predicted model, not a curated record. The transcript has a single exon. NCBI's taxonomy places the organism in Eukaryota, Fungi, Ascomycota, Eurotiomycetes, Chaetothyriales, Cyphellophoraceae.